GGCCUAUGGCAUCGAUAACCCUUGUUCGACGACUCUGAGUCUCCCCGCAAUGAUGGCGUCGCCGUCUGCUCGCAUUCGUCAUUGGCUGAUGUCGACCUGGAAUGUGGCUUGACCUGACGUCUCUGCUCUUGGUGGUCGACUGAGAGUCACUGUGACAAGGUACAUGGGUUGACGAGCAUGUUCCUCUUUACCAGCCAUUCCGGUCUGAUGCUUUUCGUAAUAUCUUUUGUGACGUCCCGUCACUUUGCGAUGCCCUUUUCUCCUUUUCUUUUUUCUUGUACCUGAAUAGCUCUUCGCUGCAGUAGUAUCGUCGUUGCGCUCGCCCGCCCGAAGUAUAUCGGAAUCGCUGGCCGAGUCCACUGAAGAAGAAGUCCAACUGCGCCGAGAAUCUCGUCGCAAGUGCCUAUCAAACAUGGAGAACAUGACGGGCCAGAUCCAGGAGCAGAAGAAGGAAAAGUCGCUGCAUGAGCUCCUGACAUCUUCGAUGGUUGAUGUCUACGUCGGCCCAUCAUCAACGCAUUGGGUUUUACACGAGCAACUCCUCUGCCAUCAUUCACCAUUCUUCGCAUCCAAGUUCCAUGUCGAUGACAAGGAGGAGGAAAAGAAACAACAAGGAAACAACGGAAACAAAUCGUAUAGGGUUCCAGACGAAGAUGAUUACCCUUUCCAGCUGCUUGUGGGCUGGCUAUACUCGCAAUCCGUCCGCCCCCCAAAGAGCGAGAAAGAUAUCGGUCCCCUUCUCGAGCUAUACCUACUCGCUGUAAAAUUCGAGAUGGAACAGCUACAAUAUGAUGUGGUCGAGACUGUCAGAGACUUCUACCACAGCACAUCCACCUAUCCUGGUCUGCGCAGAGUACAAUACAUCUAUUCGGAAACCGAUGAGGACAAUGAGAUGCGCGAGAUGAUGGUUUCAUCCGUGGCUCGUCAGUUGACCACUGGCGACCAGAUCCCGGCACACUGGGCUACUGCGCUGCAGCGAAAUGGCCAGUUAGCGGUCGACAUCAUCCGCGCGAUCCAGCAGUGGAACAUCGAGGAACGAAGUAUACCUGACGCCAGAGAUGUCAGUUCCCACCGGGGCAGACGACCGAGUGAGUUCGGCUUUAGCUCGAUCGAGCAGGUGGGCAACUCGACCGACACUGUAGACACAAACCUGGGCGUGGAGAGUGUGAACAGUGGAGCCAGCGAUGCCCCGAACAUCAAGAGCGAUGCUGAAGAGUAAGUCUGUUCGUUAUGUACUGUACUUUGUGUGGAGCGAUGGUCGCUUCACCACCUCCACGACUUUCAUAAGGACGUUGCAUUGAAGCUGAACGCGACUUUCGGCAUGAAGGAUCUUGUCACAGAUUUUACAUUCCAGGCCACCAGAACCUCGAGUCGACCCGCCAGAUAAAGACGAUUGUAUGAGCUUAUCGGAACAAGAGGAAAGCAGACCUCUUUCCGAAUCAAAAGGUGAAAAUAUGGUCACGAAGGAAAGGCGAUCGAGAUUCAAGGCGUUUUUGAGGUUCAUUUUUGCAAUCAGAAUGGAGAGCAUGUUCUUACUGUCGGCAUGGCUGAUGUAUUUUAUCUAUUAUGUUGGGGGAUUUGGGCAAGGUGGCACAUGGAGCUAAGGCGAGUAAUUGUUCUGCAAUUGGACAUACACACUCAGCGCAUUGUUCGUCGGUAAUUGUCUUAGUCCGUAGAAAUGGAUGCCUG
Exophiala oligosperma is the source of this 1689-nucleotide messenger RNA. RefSeq lists its product as hypothetical. Gene Ontology annotation, molecular function: protein binding. The transcript is spliced from 2 exons. Lineage: Eukaryota; Fungi; Ascomycota; Eurotiomycetes; Chaetothyriales; Herpotrichiellaceae. The record is from RefSeq and is a predicted model, not a curated record. The coding region runs from base 413 to 1219 and encodes 268 amino acids.